AUGAACCCAAUGGACGGUUUCCAAGGCAUGAUGGCCACAUCUUGUGGAGAAGGAGUGCCGCUUGCGCCAGCUGUCCUCACAGAAAAUCCAUUCGGCGUGGUGGUCCCCGGGCGCCCGGUGUGGUUAACAUUUCAGGCCCUGGACGCGACUCAUUGGACAGUAGCUCUUGGGGAUGCCCCCAAAUCAUUCGUAGUGUUCCUCACCCAAAGCGUUCCCCUUCCAGCUGGCUGCGGUAUCGAGGUUUACCUCGCGCGGGAGAUGGAUCCUAACGGUGGGUUUGUGUAUGUUGGAGCUCUCACUGCACAGAACCCAAGUUCACUUAUCCAAACCCCGAAUACCUUUCUUAACGUUGACCAGCCGGUGCGCAUUGUUCUGGGACUCGCGUUGGGGACUGAGGACAGCAUCCAAAACUUAUCUCAGAGUGUAAAGCCGCAGCUGGAGGAGGCACAGAUGACUACCAAGAUCAUCAUAGCGGAGCGUAUUCUUGAGGAUUUGUGCAACUUUGUAUUGAGCUACGCGCGCAGUAUUAAACCUGGAGACUUGGUGUCCCAGUACAUUGCCACUGAAGAGGAGCAUGUACUGAUGCCUGCAUCCUUUGUGACAAAAUGGAGGGAUCGAGUAAUGACAAGACUAAGAAAGGAUGCAAGUUUUUGGAAUUAA
Molecule: messenger RNA, 660 nt
Organism: Phytomonas sp. EM1
Lineage: Eukaryota; Euglenozoa; Kinetoplastea; Trypanosomatida; Trypanosomatidae
Source: the annotation of a GenBank genome assembly